AUGAAAGGCAUCAUCGUACUCGCCGUCGUACCUUUGGUUUUCGACCAAUUUUACCAAAAAUAUGAUUUUAGACGAAUAUUUUCUAUGGAUUCGAAAAAUGUUGCUGCUAGAAAUAUUGAAGAAGUACAAUUACUCAGGCGAAAAGAAGAAAUUAUAUCUAAUCAUAAGUUUAUAUUGCCAGAGUUCGAAAAUGUAGGCCAAAAAAGAUUCAGAAUAACCUACAAUAGGGCCAAAAAUAAAACGAGCAAUAUGAACGAUAUCAUAGAAGACGAUAAG
Brenthis ino (lesser marbled fritillary) is the source of this 276-nucleotide messenger RNA. NCBI's taxonomy places the organism in Eukaryota, Metazoa, Arthropoda, Insecta, Lepidoptera, Nymphalidae. The record is from the annotation of a GenBank genome assembly.